UGUAUCCUUGUGAAUCCUUAAAAUUUAAAGAAAAUAGUAGUGCACACGCAUGAAAUUUAUAUUUCCUUUAAGAUAUUGAAAAAGGUUAUGUUUAUAACAUAGCUUAUCGAUCGACCAGUGUUUUUAACUGAGUACAUUGUAUUACAUUGUAUCCAGAUAUGGCGCAAAAAAAUUGGGGAUUUUGUGAUUUAUCAGUCAGCAGGGAUUGCGACAUUAGUAAAAUAUAUUGUUUGCAGAAAUUAGGGCUUAAUACAGUUGCUAUUAAUACACACGUAGAAGAAGUAAGUGAAGAGCCGAAAAAGAAAAAACGGAAAGGGGAAACAAAGGAGAAAAAAGAUUUUGUACCGGAUCCUGUAGACAUUCCAAAAGACUUAAACAAAGGUGAAAUUAACAUUCUUCAGAGAGUGACAAUAGAGUUUUCAGAAUCUAGCAUUAGCCAUAAGUUCAAUCACUCUGAAAAUAUUAGGAAAUAUGAUAUAAUAGCUGUUGUUCCUAAAACAUUACAAGCAUUUCAAUAUGCAUGCUCCAGUCUUGAUGUUGAUAUUAUCACUUUCGACCCUCAGACUAGGCUGUCUUUCAAAGUCAGCCGUAAGUUAUACAAUCAAGCAGUAGAAAGGGGUUUGUUCUUUGAACUUAUGUAUAGUCCAGCAAUUAAAGAUUCUACUGCAAGAAAAAAUAUUAUAAGCAUGGCUCACACUUACUUUGCUGUUGGCAAGUCAAAUAACAUUGUUAUAACAAGUGGAGCAGAUAAUUAUAACUUCAUUAGAGGGGUGCACGAUGUCAUUAACCUUGGCUUUAUAUUGGGCAUGAACAGUAAUCAGAGCUUGGACUCUAUUAGAAAUAAUGCUCGCCGACUUAUAAUCAAAGCUGAAGGAAGGAAAAGUGGAAAGCAUUAUAUGAUAGUGACACAUGGUAAAAAAGAAAAAAAUAAAACACUUAAAGAGUAA
This is a messenger RNA of Papilio machaon (common yellow swallowtail), 947 nucleotides long. It is a transcript of the gene Rpp30, whose product is annotated as ribonuclease P protein subunit p30. The transcript has a single exon. Gene Ontology annotation, biological process: tRNA processing. The coding region runs from base 159 to 947 and encodes 262 amino acids. NCBI's taxonomy places the organism in Eukaryota, Metazoa, Arthropoda, Insecta, Lepidoptera, Papilionidae. Gene Ontology annotation, molecular function: RNA binding. Gene Ontology annotation, cellular component: nucleolar ribonuclease P complex. The record is from RefSeq and is a predicted model, not a curated record.